AUGCUAAUAAGACCCCACAUCCUGCACUCUGCAGCAAUGUCACAAGGUGCUCCAUCCACCUCUGCACCUCUGCAGCAGUCAUCACUCUUCUGUCACCUCUCCAUCUUGUAUAUACCUUCACGUGCGCCUCAUCCCUGCUAAGAAUGAAAGGAAGUAACUCCACACCAAAAUUGCAGCCCUAGCAAGACUUUUUUCGGCACAAAGUUUUCAAGUACAGCCAGAAAAGGCGUGAUUGCUGCAGCUGCAAUCUUGGAAAUUCAGGCCUCGAUAGUGCAUGCACAUUGCAAAAACAGCUGAUCACGCUUAACGCGAUGGGAGUCUCCGUAGCCUCACCGGUUUUGAGCAAUGAGGUUCUUGGACAUCACGACGCGGAUCUGCUGAAGACGAAGCUAGUUUCCAACGGCGGCUUCCAACCCCCCAAGCUGCUGCAGGAAGAAAUGGCACCGUCUUCGAUCAUAAAGAGCCUGACCGUUGUGGACACGGACGAAUUCGACGACGAUUCGACAUCCGAGGACGAGAAGGUGAUGGAAUAUGUGAAGGAAAUCCCGAUUACCGACGUCGAUGAGCGAGACAAGGGCACCUCGGACGACUGGAUUCCGCGCCACCCCGAGCUGGUCCGCCUCACCGGCCGACACCCCUUCAACUGCGAGCCACCGCUGUCCACCUUGAUGGAGGCCGGAUUCCUGACGCCGACGUCCCUGCACUACGUUCGAAACCACGGGGCAGUGCCGCGGGCGUCGUGGGACGACUGGAAAGUAGACGUCUCGGGAUUGGUGAAGCGGCCCAUGUCGUUGACGAUGAACGACAUUCUGCGGUUCCGCGCGCGGGAGUUGCCGGUGACGCUGGUGUGCGCCGGCAACCGGCGGAAGGAGGAGAACAUGGUGAAGCAGUCCAUCGGGUUCAACUGGGGCGCUGCGGCCGUGAGCACGUCCAUAUGGCGCGGAGUGCUGUUGUGCGACGUUCUGCGGCAUUGCGGAGUGGUGUCCAGGAAGAAGGGCGCUCUGUAUGUCUGCUUCGAGGGAGCCGAAAUCCUGCCAGGUGGCGGGGGCUCGACGUACGGCACGAGCAUCACCAUCGAAACGGCGAUGGACGAAGCCCAGGACGUGAUGCUGGCAUACCAGCAGAACGGGCAGUAUUUGGAACCCGACCACGGUUUCCCCAUCCGGCUGAUCAUUCCGGGCUACAUCGGUGGCCGCAUGGUGAAGUGGCUGAACAAGAUCGAGGUGACGUCGCGAGAGUCGGGGAACUACUACCACUUUCACGACAACCGAGUGCUACCGUCCCAUGUGGAUGCUGAGACAGCCAAAGCCGAAGGUUGGUGGUACCGGCCCGACUACAUCAUCAACCAGUUGAACAUCAACUCCGCGAUCAGCUCGCCGGCGCAUGGAGAGACGCUUCCCGUGAAUUUCUCGUCGCUUCAGGAGCCUUACAUCGUGAAGGGAUACGCCUACAGCGGGGGCGGUCGGAAAGUGACGAGGGUGGAGGUGUCGCUGGACGAUGGGAAGUCGUGGACUCUGUGCGACGUGAAGCAUCCGGAAGAGCCGACGAGAUAUGGGAAGUAUUGGUGUUGGUGCUUCUGGCAGAUCGGCGUGGACGUGAUGGAUCUGCUGAAAUGCAAGGAGAUCGUGGUGCGUGCGUGGGACGCUGGCAUGAACACCCAACCUCAGCAUCUGAUAUGGAACGUCAUGGGAAUGAUGAACAACUGCUGGUUCCGGGUGAAGGUCGGGAUAUCCAAGUUCGAGGACAGCGGCAUCCACCUGGCAUUCGAGCACCCGACUCGGCCGGGCAACCAGGUCGGGGGCUGGAUGACGAAGUCGGAAGUGCCGCAAGCAGCGGCGCCUGUGUUGAGUAAGGUUGUGGAAACGAAGGUCACCCAACUUCCGGUGGCCGUUCGUCAGAUACCGGUGUCGGAAGUGCGGAAACACCAGACUGAGGAGUCGUGCUGGAUCAUCGUGCGCAACAAAGUGUACGAUUGCACGCCGUUUCUGAACGACCAUCCGGGCGGCGCGGACAGCAUCCUGAUCAACGGAGGCAUGGAUUCGACGGAGGAGUUCGACGCCAUUCACUCCGCCAAAGCCCAGACCAUGUUGGAGGAGUACUACAUUGGAGACCUGUCGGCGUCGACGGCUGAGGUGGUGGAUGUGGCGCCCAAGACAGAAGCGGAGGCGAUUCCAACAGCGUUGUCUGCAUCAGGAAGGCCGGUUGCUCUGAGCCUCAAGGAACGGAUCGCCUUCCGCCUGAUCGAGAGGGAGGUUCUGAGUCACGACGUUCGGAGGCUGAGAUUCGCACUCCAGAGCGAGAAUCACGUGCUGGGACUGCCGGUGGGCAAGCACGUCCUCCUGAGCGCAUCCAUCAACGGGAAGCUGUGCAUGAGGGCUUACACUCCCACCAGCAACGACGACGAUGUGGGGUACCUGGAGCUGGUGAUAAAGGUGUACUUCAAGGACGUGCACCCCAAGUUUCCGAUGGGAGGCAUGUUCUCUCAGCACCUGGACACGCUGAGAGUCGGCGACACGAUCGAAGCGAAGGGUCCCGUGGGGCACAUCGUGUACGAGGGCAAAGGGCAGUUCCUCAUCAACGGCAAGCCGAAGUUUGUGAGGCGGGUGGCGAUGCUGGCGGGGGGGACGGGCAUCACGCCCAUGUACCAAGUGAUCAGGGCGAUCGUGAGCGACCCCGAGGACAAAACGCAAGUGUGGCUGCUAUACUCGAACCGCACAGAGGAGGAUAUCAUGUUGAGGAAGGAGCUGGACGCAUGGCAGGAGAAGCACAACAACCUGGUGGUUCGGUACACACUGACAGGAACCGCGUCGGAGGGCUGGAGGUUCAGCAAGGGCCGGAUAAGUGAAGCCAUGGUGAAGGAGCACAUUCCAGAAGGGGGCGAGGAGUCGCUAGCGUUGUUGUGCGGGCCACAGGAGUUGAUUCAGGAGGCUUGUAUUCCAUGCCUUUUGAAGCACAAGUACGAGAAGUCGGCAUGCCUAGAGUUUUAGGUGGCGAAGGGAUGGGGAGGGGACGCACCCUAAGGACGAGGUGAGGCGGGGAUGUGCAGGUGGAGUUUGUAGCAUGGUGCAACCAGCGAGUUUGUAGACUGUAGAAAUGAGUGGCGAAGGGUGACGAUAUGCGGUGUGGACGCAUUUGGCGGUGGAAAAUUUUAGCCGUGUAUAUUAUCGAUGUUGGUGGGUAUCAUAGUUGAUGUUUCAAUUCAAUGACCAUUAUCGGUGUAAGUUGCACUGGGAAUGAUCAUGGUAUAGAGAUGGCUGCAUUUGCAAAUCUCUACUAUUUAUAGGCAGGGGAUGUUGUGCACUAGUUAGCGCGUCAUUUAGGACUUGGAUCUUGUAUAGUUUACAAGGUUCGUCGUGGAAGCACCGAGAAAAUUUCGGUCUAACGUUAGGGAUUCCUUUUGGAAGUGUCAGCAGAAUUUAGGUGUUACCUUCUGAUUGAUUUUCUAGCGCCAUGUGCGAAGCCUAAUUUGAUCGAUUUGUGACUUAGUCUCAUUUAUGAGAUUAUUAUUUUUUGUAUCAAGCUGUGUUUAUUCCUUGC
Molecule: messenger RNA, 3537 nt
Organism: Physcomitrium patens
Lineage: Eukaryota; Viridiplantae; Streptophyta; Bryopsida; Funariales; Funariaceae
Product: nitrate reductase [NADH]
Biological process (GO): nitrate assimilation; nitric oxide biosynthetic process; sulfur compound metabolic process
Molecular function (GO): sulfite oxidase activity; heme binding; nitrate reductase (NADPH) activity
Source: RefSeq, a predicted model, not a curated record